Molecule: messenger RNA, 727 nt
Organism: Salvelinus sp. IW2-2015
Lineage: Eukaryota; Metazoa; Chordata; Actinopteri; Salmoniformes; Salmonidae
Source: RefSeq, a predicted model, not a curated record
UACUCUCUCUACUGCUGACACAGCUAGGUCAUGUCUCUUUGCUCUGCCUCCCUCUCUAUUCUUUCUCCCUGAUAGUGAAGGCUUUUGUUGAUGUCUGGUUCCUAGUGGUACACUGGGUAACACUUCAGUCAUUGUAGAGAUCUGAUUGUGCUGUGCUUGUUGGACAAUGUCUAUUUGUAACUAUUUCAGGAAUCUUUUGAACUGGACAGCUGAGUCAAUGUAAGGAAAGGAAGAUCCACAGUAACAGAGGACUUUACCCCCAAAAAAGACGGAUCAGUGACUCAAAAAGGCACUACUUCAGAGAGCCUUCGACAAUAACCGAGAGAUCCCAGUACAGGCUAAUACGAUGGGGAACGCCAAGAGCAGUGCUAUUUCCAAGGAGAUCCUGGAGGACCUGAAGCUCAYCACCAAGUUCACGGAGAACGAGUUGUGCCAGUGGUACGAGAACUUCCAGAAGCAGUGUCCCACCGGACGCAUCUCGCCAGAGGAGUUCGAGACGAUCUACGCYCGCUUCUUCCCCGAUAGCGAAGCCAAGACCUACGCUCAGCAUGUGUUCCGUUCAUUCGACACCAACGAGGACGGCACUCUGGACUUCAAGGAAUACAUCAUUGCACUGCACAUGACCUCCAGUGGGAAGACGACGAGGAAGCUGGAGUGGGCCUUCUCACUGUUCGAUGUGGACAAGAACGGAUACAUCACCAAGACAGAAGUGGAAGUCAUCUGCCAG